This is a messenger RNA of Mugil cephalus (flathead mullet), 3119 nucleotides long. RefSeq names its product UPF0524 protein C3orf70 homolog B. The transcript has 2 exons. The record is from RefSeq and is a predicted model, not a curated record. Lineage: Eukaryota; Metazoa; Chordata; Actinopteri; Mugiliformes; Mugilidae. Bases 486 to 1358 code for a protein of 290 amino acids.
AUGCAUUAAGAUUCAUAUUCAAUCCUUUUGAAGUUUUUAGAAUAACUGAUGAAAGCCUGGGUGCCCGUUUGAAGUGUGCAGAGCAGCUGGCUUUGUGUUUGUGGACUCCUCCCGUUGUGUGAUGAAGUUCAGAUGCGCGUCGUUGUUCCGUACGCGCGUCACCAGAGCACAGAGGAGCUUUCCGACGCGAGGGGAGGAUGGGGAGAUGUGUGGAUCACGAUCACGGGAGGCUCUGAAUGCGAGAUUACGCCUCGUUAAUUGACGCCCUUCUACUUGUACGGGAUAUGCUGCCGCCCUUUGCAUGAACACCCGCCGAGCUGCUCUGGAUUCUGAGAUCCAGCGUCGUUUUUUCGCGUCUGGCUCCGAGUCUGUAAAAGCGACCGGACUGCGCGGUCCGUGAACCUCGGCUCGGUCCCCGACGUUUAUGUUGUAGUUUACUCAGACGAGGCUGUGCGCGUGUAUUUUUGGACCCAGGAGAUGUUGGAAUGGCCGCCUCGGGAGCGCAGAAGUGUCCGAAGAGUGAGAAGUUGGACGAGGCGCAGGCUUUGGCCAAGAGCUGCGCGGGGCGACCAGACUUCCUGCCUUGUGAUGGACUCUCCAUCUGCGCCACGCACAGCCACGGGAAGUGCUUCAAGCUGCACUGGUGCUGCCACUUGGGCUGGUGUCACUGCAAGUACGUGUACCAGCCCAUGACCAACGUGUGCCAACUUCCCAGCACCACCGUGCCGCCCGUAGGCUCAGAGUGCAGCAACACCAUCGACCUGUCCGUCUCUCUGGCUGAGCGCUUCCUCAAACUUGCCCCCUGCUUCCAGUCCCCGCCUCACCUCGAGUCGCCCAAGUACUGCGUCAUCGCAGACCUGUUUGUCGACGACUACAUCGUCAAACGCAUCAACGGGAAGAUGUGCUACGUGCAGCGCCCUCCGCCUCCUUUGCCAGAGCCGCCUCGUCCUCCCACCCCUCCCCCACCCGCUCCGGCUACGCCUCAGAUGCCCCAAAAUCCCAGUCAGCCUCGGCCCCCGGUCAAGCCGACCCCGCCGACCCAACCCGCACCUGCGCCCGUGCAGCCGGUCCAGCAGGUGUACAGUGAACACAAACACGCCUCUCCUGUGGACAAGAUAAAAGGCCCCAAAAUGGACCACUGCUCCUCUCCAUCCAGCUCCGAGGACUCUGGCAUCAAUGCGUUGGGCCUGCACUAUCUGGAGUCAUGUGAGGAGGAGAGCGAGGAGGAGGAGGACGACGAGCUGAGCACGGAUGGAAACUCCAGCCCCGGAAGCCUCUGGGACCAAGACGACUGUUCUCUGCUCUCUCCCUCCAAGUCUAUGAUAGAGAUCAUAGAGAAGAUUGAGACGACCGUGUAGCUGACGACAGCGUGGACGCCGUCUGUGAAGAAGAUCUACAGAGAAGAAUCAGAACUGACAGUAACACCCGAGGAUUUAUCUUACAUGGACCAAUAGGAAACGAAACCUUCUGUGACGCUUCAGCGAGGCUUUGCCGGGUUGUUUUGAGUUGAAUUUGUUUUCCGGCAGGUGGCCGAGGACUGUACGCCUACAAUCUCGCACGGCCUCUUCUCUGUCCACAUCCCCUGCAUGGAGUGAAUUUCUAGAACUUAUUACAAUAGAGGAGGAAGCACAAGAAUAUCAAGUACAUGCACAGCGGACCAAAAAAACAAAAAAAGAGACUUCCAGUACAAGGUUACAGUGAAAAAACUAAAAUAAGAAUCUAGAGUAGGUGCACCUAAGAAAAAUAGUUUUUCGUGACACACUUCUUGAUGUGCUGGAGCAAGAUUCUGAACAGAGGAGGCAUACUUGUGUUUGAUGACGAUAAUAAGCAGGUUAUUCUUAGUGUUCUCCAGCCGUCAGUCUGCCAGCCUUUAGUCUAAUUCAGCAUUCAAGUGGCAGAUAAGCAUGCCAUUCCUUGUUCCCUGGUCAGUGGUUCCACCCACACAUGAGUAAUUCUGACACUUCAGCAUAAUAACUACAAGGCCAGCUACCGCCCAUGGGGCCUAAAGCACACCGACCUGUUAAAUACUCAGCUCGGACCUACCGGGUCACACCUUAUUUAUGGCGUUAAUCAUUGGUUUGUUAGUCCGCACUUUACCGACACCAUCACGGGCAGUAGGUUAUGUAGGUAGGCCAGUGUUUGACAAUCAAGAAGUACACAGAAGCACAUUCCUAUACUGUACCUGCCAGUGAGGACCAAGGAUACUCUUAUACCCUCCAAAACCACUUAACAUAUUAUCAUUAUUAUCCUCCUGACCACCUUUUCAGGUCAAGCUGAACUGAACUGGAGUGCUGUUCAGGGUUAAAUGAGGCGUUAAGCAAAACAUGACUUGCAUUAACAUCUCCCAUGAAAUUAAAUAGCACAGACGUGUCUCCGGCACAACUACAGCGGCAAAGGUAGCAGGAGACUAGUCAGGAACAUAAUGCAUAGGGAGGGGAUAUAUCUAAUUUAUUCAUAUAAACUUAUAUAAUCAUUAACCUGCAUUGUUAUUUGCUUUUGAGACUGAAAUAACAGCUUAAAAGUGGAGCCCGGGAAAAAGAGUUCAGGUUAGUAUAGAGUAGUGUGUCACAGGUAUUCUGUUAUAUGGGGCAGAAAAAUAUCACUUAAUUCACUUUUUAGAGGGAGGUUACAGUAUGAGAUAGGAUGCCGCAUAUGUUGUGUGAUGUUGUGAUUGACAUGAUGUAAUGAGAAGAAACAAGUCAGCCCCUUAGUAGUCGGAUAGUAAAUUGAAGUUGGGCUGGGUCUUUUUCUUUUUUCUUUUUUUUACUUUUUUAAUGUUUAAAUAUUUAUUUUUCCGAGAGUUAUCAGCAAAAGUCACUAAAAUCUUCACAAACAUGUAUUACUGCAAUGCUAUCAGCACUAGAUGUAAAAAACAGAGAAAAUCGGUAAUUCUGCAUGGCUGCAGACAUUUGCAGAUGUUCCCUCGUGUCAGAAUCUAAUUUAAGACAUUUUGUUGAUUCGUUGUGUUCAGACAAAGAACCGACAAGUCCUGUAUUCGAAUGAGGCGACACCCGUUGACAUUACACAGAACACAGUUCCUCUUAAUGCAGUUUAAAACAUGAGUUACGUUCUUAUUAUUGUAAUAUUAUUUUCAUAUGAAUAAAUCUUAAUGAAACUCA